UUUACUUAAGCGAGUAGAGAGUUGAGAGCUCACUGCAGCAGGCGGCAACCAUUCUCUCUCUGUGUCUCCCUCUCUCUCUCUCUCAGACACACACAACACCAACCAAGAAUGGUGGCAGCGGCAAUGCUGAAACCAAACCAUUUAAACAUAGCAUUCUUUCUCUUCCUCCUCCACUACACCGCUGCAUCAGACCACCCUGACGUCCAACCCCUCCUCCUCUUUAAAUCCGCCGUCGAUCCAAACAACGCCCUUCUCACCUCCUGGAACUCAUCCUCUGACCCAUGCACGACCGACUCAUGGGUCGGAGUUUCGUGCCUUCACAACAGGGUCGCCCGUAUAGUCCUGGAAAACCUGAAUCUUCGAGGCUCUUUAUCCCCUUCCCUUACUUCUUUAACCCAGCUCCGGGUUCUCAGCCUCAAGGAAAACGGGUUUUCGGGUCAAAUUCCGGAUCUUUCAAACCUCACUAGUCUUAAGCUCCUUUUCAUUUCUCACAACCAUUUCUCCGGCGACUUCCCAGCCUCAUUAUCUUCGCUUUCGAAGCUUUACCGCCUUGAUCUGUCUUACAAUAAUUUUUCGGGGAGUAUACCCUUGAGCAUGAACCGGUUGACGCAUUUGCUGACUCUAAGGCUUGAAGGAAACCGGUUCACUGGUCCCAUUUCGCGUUUGAAUUUACCCAACUUGCAGGAUUUUAAUGUGUCGGAAAACGGGUUGACGGGGGAGAUACCGAGUGCGCUUUCGAUUUUCCCUGCGUCGUCGUUUUCGAACAACCACAAUUUAUGCGGGCCACCGUUAGAGAAAUGUAAGGCGGUGUCCAACAACCCGACCCGGCCUGGUGGGGCAAUGGCUUCCCCGCUAAGCCCGAGGACGACUGUUUCGUCAUCUCCAACAACAAUGCCGAAGACAAAUCAGCCCACGAAAUCUCGAAGUACUCAUCGGAGUAGAAUCAGCUCGCUAGCCGUAAUUGGCAUAGUAGUCGGAGAUUUUCUGGUUUUGGGGUUAGUUUCUAUGCUUCUAUAUUGCUACUUCUGGAGGAACUAUUCUAAUAAGUUAACGUCAGGAAAGAGUAGCGGGUCCCAAGUGGAGAAAAUAGUAUACUCAUCGAGCCCGUAUCCGAACCCGGGCCAAUCUGGAUUCGAGAGGGGAAAGAUGAUAUUUUUUGAUGGGGAGAGGAGGUUUGAGCUGGAGGACUUGUUAAGGGCGUCUGCUGAAAUGCUUGAGAAAGGCGGAUUUGGGACGGCGUAUAAGGCGAUUUUAGAUGAUGGGAAUGUGGUGGCGGUGAAGAGAUUGAAAGAUUUAACUGUGAAUGGGAAGAAAGAGUUUGAGCAGCAAAUGGAGGUUUUAGGGAGGCUUAGGCAUCCGAAUUUGGUGGCCUUGAAGGCUUAUUAUUUUGCUAGGGAUGAGAAAUUGUUGGUUCAUGAUUACAUGCCAAAUGGCAACUUGUUUUGGCUGCUUCAUGGCAACAGAGGCCCCGGAAGAACUCCACUAGACUGGACCAUGCGGUUAAAGAUUGCAGCUGGAGCAGCUCGAGGAUUAGCCUUUCUCCACAACUCGUGCAAAUCCCUUAGGCUCAUGCAUGGCAACAUCAAAUCAACAAACGUGCUCAUUGACAAGGCUGGCAAUGCCAAGCUAUCUGAUUUUGGACUCUCCAUUUUCGUACCACCUUCCUCUGUCCCAAAAUCCAAUGGCUACCGUGCCCCUGAAGCAUCACUGUACGGUCGAAAGCUAACCCAAAAAUCUGAUGUAUACUCGUUUGGUGUCCUAUUAUUGGAGCUGCUAACUGGAAAAUGCCCCUCUGUAGUUGACCAUAGUGGUCCCGGCAUGGGGUAUGGUGGGGUCCUUGAUUUGCCAAGAUGGGUGCAGUCUGUUGUGAGAGAGGAGUGGACAGCUGAGGUGUUCGAUUUGGAGCUUAUGAGGUACAAAGACAUUGAAGAGGAACUGGUGGGGUUGUUGCAGAUCGCGAUGGCUUGUACCCAGGCUUCACCCGAUCAACGGCCAAAUAUGAAUCAUAUAGUGAAAAUGAUCGAAGAGUUACGGGGAGUGGAAGUUUCACCAUCACAUGAAUCUCUUAAUUCAGUUUCAGAGUCGCCAACUGUUUCUGAAGACACACAUAGAGUGAGUGAAUGAUCGAUGUCUAGCUGUGUGUAAGCUUGAUUUCCAUUUGUUCAAGUUCUGUAUAUUUAGUGGUUUUUCUUUAUGGCUUGACUUCUAGGUUGCAAAUGCAUCUGCAUUUAUAAGCUGGAAAUUCUUCUA
Molecule: messenger RNA, 2250 nt
Organism: Sesamum indicum (sesame)
Lineage: Eukaryota; Viridiplantae; Streptophyta; Magnoliopsida; Lamiales; Pedaliaceae
Product: putative leucine-rich repeat receptor-like protein kinase At1g68400
Biological process (GO): protein phosphorylation
Molecular function (GO): protein kinase activity; ATP binding; protein binding
Source: RefSeq, a predicted model, not a curated record